GGUGGGGUGAAGUGGGGGCCCUGGGUGGGCGGUCCAGGAGACAUAGUCCUCAGGUGCUGCCUCUCCUCCCAGCCUGACCCUGUGUGGGCUUCGUCCUCCUCAGGGUGGCCCAUGGUAGUCCCCCUCCUCACUCUUUGUUUCCCGUCCCAAAGUUUUUUUUUUUUUCCUGCUCACACCAGUGAUCUCCACACCUUAGGAGUCCUGUCCCAAAGUUCUAAGGAAGUUUCCAGAACUGUGUCUCACCAUACCAUUUUUUUUUUUUUUUUUUUUUGCCAGUCAGUUUGAGCUUAUAUGGUUGCUCAGGUUAGCCUUGAACUCAUGACCUCGCCUUCGCAAGCACCACUACCUCCGGCCGGAGCCACUUUGGACCCCGCACCAUACCAUCUUGAGUCAGCCUUGGCUCAGUGUCCAUCUCACAGGCCUGGAAGGGGCAGGAGUCAGCCUGUCCAGACCACAGAGCCUGAGUGUGGGGAGGGCUGCGGUCUUAGGAAGGUAGCAACGGGUUGUUACCCUGAGGCAAGAAGGCUUUAGGGCAGAAAGACACCACAGGUGACUGUGUGGGACUAGAAGCACAGGAGAGGCCUGGGAGAGGAUUGGCCCACAAGAGCUGACCCUCCCUGCCAGCCAGGAGGCCUUGGACAGGCUCCCGGGCAGGAUGGCCCUUGUGCAUGGAGCCCCUGCGAUCAGCUGAGGCUGGCAGGCAACAUGUUUCCUGAAGGAGAAAAAGCUUGGUGGGGCCCAGUGUGGCUGGGGUUCACUUGGACUCUAUUCUAAAGGCAAAGGUAGCUGGGAAGGGCUUCUGCAGAGGAGGGUGCAGCGGGGGUUGCCAGGAACAGCCUGGCUCAGGGCAGGGAACAGAUAAGGUGGGUGGGGGAGUCAGCCCUGAGCCUGGAACUGGCUCCAGCCUGACACGAGGGUCCACAGGGCCUGCUGGGACCUGCUGAGCAUGCAGGGCCCUGGAGAAAGUGGGACAAUGCAGCAGGGGGCACACCCACAGCUGGAGCCGACCCAGAUGGACAGCUUGGGCUCUGCCACAUGAGGCUAGGCAAGGAAGGGGCAGGAAGUGGUGAGGCGGUCCCCAGCUGGCUGCUGUCCCCUGCUCAGGCUUUGGUUUCCUCCCUGCCAGCCUGGCCUGGCUCCCUGUGGUAUGGUCAUGCCCCACGAACCCCCUCCACUGAGACAGGGCGGGGAGAUACCCAGGCUGCUCUUCCUCUUCUGGGCCGAUCUCUGAGCAGCAGUCGGGGCUCAGCGCUCCCCAGCUCGCCUUUACACACAGCCCGUGCCACUGCAGACACCAGCAUCAUGAAAGACGAGGUGGCUCUUCUGGCCACCGUCACCCUCCUGGGAGUCCUGCUGCAAGCCUACUUCUCUCUGCAGGGUGAACUGCAGCGAGUACUUCCCGCUGUUCCUCGCCACGCUUUGGGUCGCCGGCAUCUUCUUUCACGAAGGGCUACGCGCGCUCCGCGCACCUCAGAGGCGGGGCCUUCUCGCGCCACCGCCCGGCUGACCGCCGCCCGCAGGCUGGCCCCGCUGUACGUGAGCGCGCGCGCCCUCUGGCUGCUGGUGGCGCUGGCUGCCCUCGGCCUGCUCUCCCACUUCCUCCCGGCGGCGCUAUGCGCCGCGCUCCUCGAACGGCUCCAGACGCUGCUGCCGUGGGCCUGAGACCAAGGCCGCAGGAGUCGGGGAAGAAGAGCCGGAGCCUCCAGCCAACCCUGGGAGGGGCGCUCGCCUCCGCUUUCUAGUCUCUCAUUAAAGUUCUCAUGACCCCGCCAA
Molecule: messenger RNA, 1773 nt
Organism: Callithrix jacchus (white-tufted-ear marmoset)
Lineage: Eukaryota; Metazoa; Chordata; Mammalia; Primates; Cebidae
Source: RefSeq, a predicted model, not a curated record